Molecule: messenger RNA, 3705 nt
Organism: Gadus chalcogrammus (walleye pollock)
Lineage: Eukaryota; Metazoa; Chordata; Actinopteri; Gadiformes; Gadidae
Exons: 4
Coding region: 186-3557 (1123 amino acids)
Molecular function (GO): protein binding; zinc ion binding
Source: RefSeq, a predicted model, not a curated record
GAGCUAGGUGUUAGGGGAGGAGCAAGGUGUUAGGGGAGGAGAGGAGAGGACGUCUUGAUGAGGAAACAAAACGUAACAUUCCCAGAAGCCAAGUCAAUCCGACGUGGAAGCAGUUCUCUCUUUCAGGAGGAAAAUAAAACACAUUUUGAAACAAAUAGUCUGACAGACAGAAACAACAACAAGGAAUGGCCUCUGCUAACACUUCCGGGUCUGAAGAGAACUUUUCAUGUUCCAUCUGUCUGGAUGUGUUCAACAGUCCAGUUUCCACACCAUGUGGACACAACUUCUGCAGAACCUGUAUUACAAGAUACUGGGAUGAACAAGUCGAGUUCAAAUGUCCUCUUUGCAACAAGGCUUUCAACACAAGACCUGAUUUACAGAUUAAUAUCCUCUUAUCAGAGCUGGCCGCUCAGUUUCAAACAUCCAUACGAGUAAAAGAUCAGCUCUGUGUUAAACCCGGAGAAGUUCCCUGUGACGUCUGUACUGGGACCCAGCUGAAGGCCGUGAAGUCCUGCCUAGUGUGUCUUAUGUCUUUCUGCCAAACCCACCUGGAGCCACAUCAGAGAGUCACAGUCCUGAAGAAACAUCGGCCGGUCGAGCCUAUGGACCGUCUGGAAGACAGGAUGUGUAAGAAACACAAUCAACUACUGGAGCUCUUCUGCCGGACUGAUCAGGUGUCUGUGUGUCAGUUCUGCAAAGAGACAGACCACAAGAACCAUCCUGUUGUACCUCUAAAGGAGGAAUAUGAAGUGAAGAUGGCCCAGCUGGGGAAGAUAGAGGCUGAAGUCCAGCAGAUGAUCCAGGAGAGACUAAAUAAUAUUCAGGGGAUUAAAGACACAGUUAACCGCAGCAAAGCAGACGCAGACAGAGAGAUAGCCGAUGAUGUGCACAUCCUCACUGCUCUGAAGCGCUGCAUUGAAAAGUGCCAGGAUGACCUCAACCGUAUGGUUAAAGAGAGACUGAAAUCCACAGAGAAACAAGCUGAAGACCUCAUCAAAGAGCUGCAGCAGGAAAUAGAAGAUCUGACCAAUAGAAGCUCAGAGGUGAAGCAGCUCUCACACACUGAAGACCACCUCCACUUCCUCCAGACCUUCAGAUCCCUGAAGGAUCCUCCACCCACCAGGGACUGGACCACGGUGGAGGUCUGUCCUCCGUCAUACGUAGGGACCUUGAGGAGAUCCCUGGAUCAGCUGGAGGAGACCCUGAACAUGGAGAUGAAGAAGCUGCCUGAUGAUGCUGAACUGAAGAGGGUCCAGAAGUAUGAAGUAGAUGUGACUCUGGAUCCUGAUACAGCUCAUCCCUGUCUCAUCCUGUCUGAGGAUGGGAAACAAGUACAUGAUGGAGAGGUGUGGAAUAAACUCCCAGACAACCCUAAGAGAUUUACAAAAAAGAUACGUGUUCUCACGAGGCAGAGCUUCUCCUCAGGGAGAUUUUACUUUGAGGUCCAGGUUAAAGACAAUACUGCGUGGUGGUUAGGAGUGGCCAGAGAGUCCAUAGACAGAAAAGAUCAGAUCAUAGUGACCCCUGAGAAUGGUUACUGGGCUCUCUUCUCCUACAAGGAUAGGUUGGUAUUUAGAGAUAACCCUGCUGUCCGUCUCCCUCAGAGAGCUGAGCUCCAGAAGGUGGGGGUGUUUGUUGAUUAUGAUGAGGGUCUGGUCUCCUUCUAUGAUGUGGAAGCCAGGGUUCAUAUCUACUCUGCUACUGGCUGCACCUUUACUGAGCCUCUCUAUCCAAUCCUCUGCCCAUGGUCCUGUGAUAAUGAAGGUAGAAACUCUGCCCCCCUGAUCAUCUCACCUGUCAAUCGCCGCCGCGCUGAACGGCACAUACCUCCCUCGGACUACCUGUCCGCGGGGAGGGCGCUGCCCCCGGUGCUGGCGUGGUUCGACCCCCCCCAGUUGGAGCGGGGUUGCCACAGUUGUCGUCUGUGUCUAGGAAUGGCCUGCGCCAACACGUCCUGGUCUGAAGAGAACUUUUCAUGUUCCAUCUGUCUGGAUGUGUUCAACAGUCCAGUUACCACACCAUGUGGACACAACUUCUGCCGAACCUGUAUUACACAGUACUGGGAUGAAGAAGUCAAGUACAAGUGCCCCUUUUGCAACGAGCUUUUCAACACAAGACCCGAUGUACGUGUCAAUAUCCUCUUAUCAGAGAUGGUUGAUCGGUUUGGAACUUCUGUACGAAUAAAAGAGCAGCCUUGUUUUGGACCAGCUGAUGUUUCUUGUGACGUUUGUACUGGGACCCAGCUGAAGGCUGUGAAGUCCUGCCUAGUGUGUUUUAUGUCUUUCUGCCAAACCCACCUGGAGCCACAUCAGAGAGUCACAGUCCUGAAGAAACAUCGGCUGGUCGAGCCUAUGGACCGUCUGGAAGACAGGAUGUGUAAGAAACACAACCGACUUCUGGAGCUCUUCUGCCAGACUGAACAGGUGUGUGUGUGUCUGUUGUGCACAGUGACAGACCACAAGUCCCAUCCUGUUGUACCUCUAACGGAGGAGUAUGAAGUGAAGACGGCCCAGCUGGGGGAGAUGGAAGCUGAAGUCCGGCAGAUGAUCCAGGAGAGACUAAAUAAUAUUCAGGAGAUUGAAGACACAGUUAACCGCAGCAAAGCAGAUGCAGACAGAGAGAUAGCCGAUGGUGUGCAGGUCCUCACUGCUCUGAAGCGCUGCAUUAAAAAGUGCAAAGAUGUCCUCAACCAAAUGGUUAAAGAGAAACUGAAAUCCACUGAGAAACAAGCUGAAGACCUCAUCAAAGAGCUGGAGCAGGAAAUAGAAGAUCUGACCAAUAGAUGGUUCGAGGUGAACCAGCUGUCACACACUGAAGACCACCUCCACUUCCUCCAGGCCUUCAGAUCCCUGAAGGAUCCUCCACCCACCAGGGACUGGACCAUGGAGGUCCGUCCUCCGUCAUACGUAGGGACCUUGAGGAGAUCCCUGGAUCAGCUGGAGGAGACACUGAACAUGGAGAUGAAGAAGCUGAGUGAUGCUGAACUGAAGAGGGUCCAGCAGUAUGAAGUAGAUGUGACUCUGGAUCCCGAUACAGCUCAUCCCUGUCUCAUCCUGUCUGAGGAUGGGAAACAGGUACAUGAUGGAGGUGUAGUGAAGGCCCUCCCAGACAACCCUAAGAGAUUUACACAGGUUCUAAGUGUUCUCACGAUGCAGAGCUUCUCCUCAGGGAGAUUUUACUUUGAGGUCCAGGUUAAAGACAAGACUGGAUGGACUGUAGGAGUGGCCAGAGAGUCCAUCAACAGAAAAGAUCUGAUCAUAGCGACCCCUGAGUCGGGUUACUGGACUCUCUCCUCCUACAAGGAUGGGUUGCUAUUUAGAGAUAACCCUGCUGUCCGUCUCCCUCUGAGAGCCGAGCUCCAGAAGGUGGGGGUGUUUGUUGAUUAUGAUGAGGGUCUGGUCUCAUUCUAUGAUGUGGAAGCCAGGGUUCAUAUCUACUCUGCUACUGGCUGCAGCUUUACUGAGUCUAUCUAUCCAUUCCUCUGCCCAGGCAACCAUGAUUAUGGAGGUAACAACUCUGCCCCCCUGAUCAUCUUACCUGUCAAUCAAAUAGAUUAGGAACUUUGUUUGAUAAUAAAAUAAUCAAACGACCAAAUCAACUAAUGUUGUUUCCUGAAUUAGAAUCUACCAUGUGUGAUCUGAGAGAACUGUAUUCAUAUCCUACUGCUGUCAUAAAACAAGAAGUAAUUCAUUAGGAAGUGAACCC